Messenger RNA from Puntigrus tetrazona (Sumatra barb), 2370 nucleotides. RefSeq names its product protein kinase, cAMP-dependent, regulatory, type II, alpha A (gene prkar2aa). Gene Ontology annotation, molecular function: cAMP-dependent protein kinase regulator activity. The transcript has 10 exons. Gene Ontology annotation, biological process: regulation of protein phosphorylation. NCBI's taxonomy places the organism in Eukaryota, Metazoa, Chordata, Actinopteri, Cypriniformes, Cyprinidae. Gene Ontology annotation, cellular component: cAMP-dependent protein kinase complex. The record is from RefSeq and is a predicted model, not a curated record. The coding region runs from base 1 to 1200 and encodes 399 amino acids.
AUGAGUAUUGAGAUUCCAGUCGGUCUGACGGAGCUGCUUCAAGGCUACACCGUGGAGGUGCUGCGCCAGAGGCCGCCGGACCUGGUGGAGUUUGCCGUGCAGUAUUUCACCCGCCUGCGGGACACCAGGAGCCAGGACGGGUCCGGAGCCGCCUCCGCCGCCAAGACCGGGGGGAAGGGAGUGAUGUUUGAUGGCGAGCCGAUGCAGACCGAGUCGAACGGCGACGAGGACGACGAGGACGAUGACUCAGAUUUUGAGCCUCCUCCCCCCAGCAGAUUUAACCGGAGAGUGUCGGUGUGUGCGGAGGCCUUUAACCCUGAUGAUGAUGAGGAAGACUCUGAACCGAGAGUUGUCCAUCCAAAAACAGAUGAGCAGCGUUGUAGAUUACAGGAGGCCUGCAAGGACAUUUUGCUGUUCAAGGCUCUUGAUCAGGAGCAGUUUUCAGAGGUGCUGGACGCCAUGUUUGAGGUUCUUGUACAGCCACAGGAUCACGUCAUUGAUCAGGGAGAUGAUGGAGAUAACUUUUAUGUAAUUGAGAGGGGUGUGUAUGAUAUUGUGGUACAGAAGGACGGGGUGGGCUGCUGUGUGGGUCAGUAUGAUAAUAAGGGCAGUUUCGGAGAACUGGCCCUCAUGUACAACACUCCACGUGCUGCAACCAUCAUUGCUAAAGAGGAGGGAGCCCUCUGGGGACUGGAUCGAGCAACGUUCCGAAGACUCAUAGUGAAGAACAAUGCGAAGAAGAGAAGGAUGUAUGAAUGCUUUAUCGAGUCCGUUCCACUACUCAAAUCGCUAGAGAUCUCUGAGAGGAUGAAGAUUGUCGAUGUGCUGGGUGUAAAAUCAUUUCAUGAUGGAGAACGGAUCAUUAUGCAGGGCGAUAAGGCUGAUUGCUUCUACGUUGUGGAGUCUGGAGAGGUGAAGAUUAUGAUGAAGAGCAAAACAAAAGCAGACAGACAGGAUAAUGCUGAGGUGGAGAUCGCUCGCUGCAGUAGAGGGCAGUAUUUCGGAGAACUUGCUCUUGUUACUAAUAAACCACGUGCUGCCUCAGCCUAUGCUAUAGGGGAUGUCAAAUGUUUGGUGAUCGACAUUCAAGCCUUUGAGCGUUUGCUGGGGCCCUGCAAAGAGAUCAUGAAGAGGAAUAUCGCCCACUAUGAGGAGCAGCUGGUGGCUCUGUUUGGAUCCAGUGUGGACCUGAGGGACUGAGACAGACUGGCCGUGCCUUACAUACAUGCAUACACACAUACACACACACACACACACACACACACACACUAUACAACAUAUAGGUUAUACACUCCCAAAACAUUUUGUAGGCACACAUUCCUUUUUAUGUGCACAUGUUCUUCAGCCAACACACUCACUCUUUCAAAUCAUACCUCUCUCACACACUCACACGCCUGAUGUCAUUGCGUCAGCUGCUCAGUACGAAAUAGAAACAUUACCAGCUCAACUGCUGUGACCCUGAACCAACCACAGCUUGGAGAGGACAUGCACACACACACACACACACACACACACACAUACAUGCAUACACACACACUCUCACACACUCUCUCACACACACUCACACAUACAUACACACACACUUACACCAAAAAUUCCCAGCCAAGGACCCAUCCUUUCUCAUGGUCACUUGCAGUCACAACAAAGAAAAUAGAAAAAGAGACGAGAUAAAAGAAUCUAUGUUUAAACAAGAAAAAAGUUGAUAUCUUUCAAUAAAAAAAUGCAAAAAAUCGCAAAAAUUUAACAUUUUAGAGCAUUUUAUGACAAUGCAAAGCUUUGAUAAACUUGUUUAAAUAUGACUUGUUUCCUUUCCCUGCUGUUGGUGCAUAAAAGUUUUUGGUGGUAUCCACAGUGACUGAUUUUUCUCACUUAAACUCCACAUGUUGUAUUGAUUAAUGUAUUACUAUUAUCAUUAUUAUUAUUAUUACAUAUUAUUUUUGUUGAAGGUUGACUCGCUGUUACACCACCCCCUAAUUGGAGGAUGCGAGGCAGAAUCUAGUGGAAAUUUUUCCCUUUAGUCUUUCUGAAUGAGUCGUCCUGAAAAAUAAAUAAAGCAGACAUUUUUGGUAACCUGCUGGGACUCUUAUGUUGCGAAUGUUCGUGUGAGUGAGUGUGAGUGUGUGUGUGUGUGUGUGUGUGUGUGAGUGAGUGUGUGUUGGAAGGUGCGGUCUGUAAUUACAGGAACAGUGCCAUUUAAAUGUCAGGAAUCAGUUUUGUGUUUGUAAUCUUGAAUGGAGACACCAGUGUUUUGGAACGGAGUGUUUUUUUUUUCUUUAGGGCGUUAGUUGGCUAUUGUUAGUUGGUUAUUAUUGAGGGUUGGCUAGAUUCAGCAUUUACAGAUUGUACUUUUAAUAAACUUUGGAUAAAUCA